Molecule: messenger RNA, 1928 nt
Organism: Eurytemora carolleeae
Lineage: Eukaryota; Metazoa; Arthropoda; Copepoda; Calanoida; Temoridae
Product: protein phosphatase 1 regulatory subunit 12A
Exons: 13
Coding region: 13-864 (283 amino acids)
Cellular component (GO): cytoplasm
Molecular function (GO): protein binding; enzyme inhibitor activity; phosphatase regulator activity
Source: RefSeq, a predicted model, not a curated record
CAAAAUGUAAAUAUGUCACGGCGUGCCAGCUUCUUUGCAAAACUUCAUCCUGGUCGGAGAAGAGUCAGAUUCCCUGAUGAAGUUGUGUUUGAAGAAAGCAUAAAGGAGAGCGAUGGAGAAGCGAUUAUAGCCAUGCUUCGUCGCGUUAGUUUAGAUAUUGAUGUUAACAGACUGAAUAUGGCGGGGAUGACAGCUUUGCACCAGGCAGUCCUGGAUGAGAAUAUUGUUGUCAUCAGGUUACUGCUAAUCCAUGGGGCCGAAGUAAACAAGAGAGAUGCAGACAGCUGGACCCCCCUUCAUGCAGCAGCAGCUAACGGUCAUUCUAAUAUAGUAAAAUAUCUUCUAUCACAAGGGGCAGACAGACUUUUACUGACAGAUGAAGGGGAAACGGCAGCAGAUCUUGUUGACCCUGAUGAUGGGUCUACUCUAGCCCUUUUGCUUGAACCAGCUGAACUAGAUGAAGACUGUUCAUGGAGAAGGUUUAGUGUUCAGGAGGGACGGGUGGAUGGUAGGAAGAAUUCUGCAGCUUGGUUUAGACGAGAGAGCUUACAAGAGGAAAGAAAACGUUCCUUGAUACAGGAGCAGAGAAAAGGAUCUGCUUGGGUGCAAAGAGAUAUCUUGGAGGAAGUUGAAGGAGAAGGAGAUGGGGAAGUAGGAGAAGAAGCGGAAGUAAAUGAAAAACAAUUUGAAGAAGCAGUUGAAGGCAAAGAAGAAGAUGAAUCACUAGUCCUUACUGAUUUUAUAAAUAAUGAUCCAAUAGUUGAGCAAUUUCAGGUCUGGAGAACACGGAGGAAGGGUAGAUUAGAGCUUAGUCACCCAGACUUACAAGAAAUACAGAAAACCGGUUCUCAACAUAUCAGCUGAUUCAUGAACAUCAGCUGAUAAUUGUAAAUCAACUGAUUAUUGUACAUCAACUGAUUCAUGUACAUCAGCUGAUUUUAAAAAUCAGCAGAUUCAUAAAAUUCCGCUGAUUCCAUGAUUCCUGAACAACAGCUGAUUCAUGAAUAAUAACUGAUUUAUGAACAUCAGUUGAUUCCUAAAUAACAGCUGAUUCAUGAACAUCAGUUGAUUCCUAAAUAUACAGCUGAUUCAUGAAAAUCAGCUGAUUCAUUCAAAUCAGCUACUACUGGAACAUUAGCUGAAUCAUAAUCAUUAGCUGUAUCAUGGUCAUCAGCCAAUUCAUAAAUAUCAGUUUAUUCAUACAGAUCAGCUGAUUCUUGUACAUCACCUGAUUUAUUAACAUCAGCUGAUCCAUGAACAUUAGCUGAUUCAUGAAAAUCAGCUGAAUCUUUAACAUCAUUUGAUUCUUGUACAUCCCUACUAACCGGAAAACCUAUAAAUAAGUAUGACAUUCCUAUAUAUACGUAUUUUUAGGUUUGAAAUACGUAAAAUUACGUAUUUUCCAUACAUAUGACAUACGCAUUAUCUUAACAAUCCUUGGUAAAAAAUACGUAUUUUAUAUCCGUUAAAAUACGUAUAUGACAAACGUAAAAAUGCGUAUAUGAAAACCUAAAAACUCCAAUGAACCAAAAUUUUUUAGGUUUUACCUAUACCUAAAAAUAUGUAUUUGUAAGGCAUAUUCAAGGUCUAAAACCAAAAUGUUAAGAAGUUAACUAUAAUUUUGCAUGCACAUUGUUCCUUCAUAUCUAUACAAUUAAUUUCACAAAUUUCUUAAAUCCAUUCAUAUAUAUAAGUUAUUUUCAAUCCAAUCCAAUAUUCUUCUACACAAAUUCACACCCUCAUCAUUACUUCAUCUGUUUACAUCUAAAUAAAUAUUCAUAUAUACAUUUUGUCUGUAUCUUCAACAAUUACGUGUUCAAUAUCUGUUAUACUUCAUACACAUACCAUUAUACCUGUUCUAAGACUGUCAAAGUAGAACUUCUAUUUAUCAAAAAAUCGAGAAUUUACUGACAUUGAUUCUAAUGAAA